CCUAAAUAGCUCUCCUCCAAAACCAUACAUCUGCAGAAUCUGUUUCUCUAUACUCAUACCCCUUUUGCUUUUGUGCUGCAACUUUAAUUUAAUAAAAAUAAUGAAGAACAAGAAUCAGAAGAGGAAAGCAAGGAAAGAGGGGAAGACUUUUUCUAUAAACCAAGACUCCUUCUUCACAGACUACAAGAAGCGGCGGAAGUCCGAUUACGACGACGAUGAUGACAUCGACUCGGGGGACUCUGAGGAGGAAAUGGAGGUUCCUGGAGGUUCUUACGCUGGUAUUGAGGAAGACAAUGAGGGUAUAGAGGAGACUGCGGAUGAGAGGCGGAAGAGGAUUGCGGCGCAGUAUCUGGAGAAGAUUCGGGAAAUAGCCAAGAGGGAAAGGGAAGAGGAGGAAGAGCAUGAAGAUGAAAGGGAGAGUGAAAAGGAAGGAGAAAGGGAUACCCUUGUCGCGAAGAUUUUGCAGCAGGAGCAGCUAGAAGAGAGUGGAAGGGUUAGAAGAGUCAUUGCCUCCAGGGUUAAAAGGCCAGAACCUUCUGAUGAAUUUCGAGUUUUGGUGAAACAUCGGCAAUCUGUCACUGCUGUAGCUUUAUCUGAGGAUGACUUGAAGGGCUUUUCAGCAUCCAAAGAUGGGACUAUUCUACAUUGGGAUGUAGAAAGUGGGAAAAGUGAAAAGUACCAAUGGCCUAGUGAGGAAGUUCUGAGAACACAAGGAGUCAAGGAUCCACAAGGUCGAGCUACAAAGCACAGCAAACAAGUUUUAGCAUUAGCUGUUAGCUCUGACGGUCGAUAUUUGGCAACUGGUGGUUUAGAUCGCCAUGUUCAUCUGUGGGACACUCGCACUCGAGACCAUUUACAGGCCUUUCCAGGUCAUAGAGGACCUGUGUCAUGUUUAACUUUCAGGCUAGGAAGCACUGAACUCUUUUCUGGAUCAUUUGAUCGAACAGUCAAGAUAUGGAAUGUUGAAGAUAGAGCUUAUAUUAACACACUGUAUGGACAUCAAAGUGAGGUAUUAACCAUUGAUUGCCUACGGAAGGAACGGGUACUGACCGUUGGCCGUGAUCGAACCAUGCAAUUGUUUAAGGUCCCUGAGGAGUCACGGUUAGUAUUUCGUGCUCCAGCAUCAUCUUUGGAAUGUUGCUGCUUUAUUAACAAUGAUGAAUUCUUAUCUGGCUCGGAUGAUGGAAGUGUUGAACUUUGGACCAUAUUAAAAAAGAAGCCUCUACACAUCAUUAAGAAUGCUCAUGCUUUGCUGCCUGCCCUUAAGAAAGUUCAAGAUAGAGAUGAUGAGAUAAUUCCAGAAGGCAACAUAGAAAAUGGGGAUCAUCUCCCCAAAAGUUGUAACAGGUCAACAACAUAUUCAUGGGUCAGUUCAGUUACUUUAUGUAGGGGCAGUGAUCUGGCUGCAUCAGGAGCUGGUAAUGGUUGUGUCCGAUUGUGGGCCCUUGAUAGUGAGAGCAAAGGCAUUCGGCCCUUGUAUGACCUUCCAUUGGUUGGAUUUGCAAAUUCCCUAGCUUUUGCCAAAUCUGGACAGUUGAUCAUUGCUGGAGUUGGUCAGGAACCUCGUCUAGGAAGAUGGGGACGGCAUCCAGCUGCCCGAAAUGGGGUUGCAAUACAUCGCCUUAAGCUAUCAUGAAUCUCAGGCCAGACUAAUGGUUUUGUACCUGCCUGUUCAGUUUUGAAUGGCGUGAGCUGAGAAAUUUUUGAGAAAAGAAAAAUCUGUUUGUUAUUUUUGAUCGGUUCUCCCUUCAGCCAUUUUUGCUUCCUUUCAUAUAUAUAAAAUAUAUUUAUUAUUAUUAUUAUUAUUUUUGUCUGAAGAGAGAAUAGGACAUGUAUGUCUUUUUUUUCUUCUUCUUCUUCUUCCUUUUUUUUUUUUUUCUUUGAUGUUGUAUUUCUUCUUGUUACUACUGAGGCAAUGUUAA
Molecule: messenger RNA, 1922 nt
Organism: Rubroshorea leprosula
Lineage: Eukaryota; Viridiplantae; Streptophyta; Magnoliopsida; Malvales; Dipterocarpaceae
Source: the annotation of a GenBank genome assembly